UAAUUUUGUUGUUUUUGUGACUCUGGCCCCCCAAAAUCCCCAUUUCCUUAUUCCCAACAGGUAGGUGGGGCUGCUUACCUUCCUUCUGUCAGAUCCUCUACUCUCUUGCCUGUCCUUCAGUAUCACAACCCCUGACAAAAAGGUGUUAGAGGAGAAGAAUAAAUCACCCAUUUAACACACCACCCAUAAUUCACUAAAACAAACCAAUACUCCAAACAGAAUCAAAUGCCCGUCAUUAUUCUCAUUCUCAUUCUCCCUUUUUCUUCUACUUCACCCUCAUACAUAUAACUCAUAAAAAUCCCACCUAUUGAAAACUCCCUCUUUUGCCAUCACAAAUCAUGAAGACCAUAAUGGCCGCUAAAUCCCCUCAUGACUCUUCACUCUCCUUCUCCAGAAGGUACUUCCAUUGGAAGAAGAAGCCUUCAGAUGAAGAUGAUGAGGAAGAAAUCCUCAACAACCUCAGCUCAUCCUCACAUUACCCUGAAGAUGAUGAUCACAAAGAAGAACAUGAUCCUCAUCACAAACUCAGAAUCCAAAUGCAAGCUGAACUAGCUGCUGUUUUACCAGCAGAGGAGAAGAAGAAGAAGAAUCACUCCAACUCCAAGUCCAGGUUCAAAUCAGCUCUCACAGUCUUCACCAAGAGCCGCUCACUCCACAGCUCCGGCCACCUCGGCACGCGCGUGGUGGGCACGCUCUUCGGCUACCGUCGCGGCCAUGUCCAUUUCGCAUUCCAGGAGGAUCCAAAGCUCAGCCCUGCGUUCUUAAUCGAGCUAGCAACACCCACAAGCGUUUUGGUGAGGGAAAUGGCUUCUGGGCUGGUGAGAAUCGCGUUGGAGUGUGAGAAGAAACCAGGGACAGGGACAGGGAGCAAAAAGGGUGUGAAGCUGUUGGAGGAACCGCUAUGGAGGACGUACUGCAAUGGAAGAAAAUGUGGGUAUGCGAACAGGCGUGAAUGUGGGCCGGAGGAGUGGAAGAUUUUGAAGGCGGUGGAGCCGAUUUCAAUGGGUGCCGGCGUGUUGCCGGUGCCGGAAAAUGGGAAUGGAGCUGGUGGGUCCGAGUCUGAAGGUGAGAUCAUGUAUAUGAGAGCUAGGUAUGAGAGGGUUGUAGGGUCUAAGGACUCUGAAGCUUUCUACAUGAUGAACCCUGAUGGGAGUGGGGGACCUGAGCUCAGCAUUUACUUGCUUAGAGUUUAACCAUAGUUUAAUUUCAUGGUGCUUCAAUUUAAUUAUAUGGUUUCUACAUGAUCAUGUAAUUUUGAUGAAUGUGUUUGGUAAUGAGGUGUAAAGAAGGUGAGGGACUCUGCAUAAUUUCCCAGUUUUCUUUUACCUUUUGAAAUUUGGUUGGUGGUGUUUUGGAUUUGAAAUUGGUGAGUCAAGUGUAUUGAAUUAAUGGAUUCCAAACUUGAGCUGGAAAUUGUAUGAUUUCUUUCAUUUUGGAAUGCAGAAGGUAAAUGAAUAUGCAGUGUAGAAAGAGGUUGUUUGCUAUGUCUUUUUAAUUUUUAUUUAGUUGGAAAUUGGAAUAGAGCUUGGAUUUCCUAGCAAUGAUAUCAGUUGGUUUCUACUAUAAGAAGGAAAAAGUUGUGUUUCUUCAAAAUUUCAGCAAUGGGAUAAGGCUGCAUUAUAUUAGCAA
This is a messenger RNA of Lotus japonicus, 1629 nucleotides long. Its product is annotated as protein MIZU-KUSSEI 1. The record is from RefSeq and is a predicted model, not a curated record. Gene Ontology annotation, biological process: hydrotropism. The transcript has a single exon. Lineage: Eukaryota; Viridiplantae; Streptophyta; Magnoliopsida; Fabales; Fabaceae. Bases 339 to 1193 code for a protein of 284 amino acids.